Molossus molossus (Pallas's mastiff bat) is the source of this 1076-nucleotide messenger RNA. Its product is annotated as ATP-dependent zinc metalloprotease YME1L1-like. Gene Ontology annotation, molecular function: ATP-dependent peptidase activity; ATP binding; metalloendopeptidase activity. Lineage: Eukaryota; Metazoa; Chordata; Mammalia; Chiroptera; Molossidae. The record is from RefSeq and is a predicted model, not a curated record. Gene Ontology annotation, cellular component: mitochondrial inner membrane. Gene Ontology annotation, biological process: protein quality control for misfolded or incompletely synthesized proteins; mitochondrion organization.
AUGGAUUUGAAACUAGUGGAGGAAGCUAAACAAGAGUUACAGGAAGUUGUGGAAUUCUUGAAAAAUCCACAAAAAUUUACUGUGCUUGGAGGCAAACUUCCAAGAGGAAUUCUUUUAGUUGGACCACCAGGAACAGGAAAGACACUUCUUUCCCAGGCUGAGGCUGGAGAAGCUGAUGUUCCUUUUUAUUAUGCCUCUGGAUCAGAAUUUGAUGAGAUGUUUGUGGGUGUGGGAGCCAGCCGCAUAAGAAAUCUUUUUAGGGAAGCAAAAGCAAAUGCUCCUUGUGUUAUAUUUAUUGAUGAAUUAGAUUCUGUUGGUGGAAAGCGAAUUGAAUCUCCAAUGCAUCCAUAUUCAAGGCAGACUAUAAAUCAACUUCUUGCUGAAAUGGAUGGUUUUAAACCCAAUGAAGGAGUUAACACAAACUUCCCAGAGGCAUUAGAUACCACCUUAAUUUGUCCUGGUUGUUUUGAGAUGCAGGUAACAGUUCCAAGGCCAGAUGUAAGAGGUCAAACAGAAAUUUUGAAAUGGUAUCUCAAUAAAAUAAAGUUUGAUCAGUGUAAGUUUAAUUCCAUGAUACAAACAUUGUCUGUUGAACCAGAAAUCAUAGCUCGAGGUACUGUUGGCUUUUCUGGAGCAGAGUUGGAAAAUCUUGUGAACCAAGCUGCUUUAAAGGCAGCUGUUGAUGGAAAAGAAAUGGUUACCAUGAAAGAACUAGAGUUCUCCAAAGACAAAAUUCUAAUGGGUGCUUCCAGUGAUUUUGAUAAUGCAACUAAAAUAGCAAAGUGGAUGGUUACUAAAUUUGGAAUGAGUGAAAAGCUUGGAGUUAUGACAUACAGUGAUACAGGGAAACUGAGUCCAGAAACGCAAUCAGCUAUUGAGCAAGAAAUCAGAAUCCUUCUGAAGGACUCAUAUGAACGAGCAAAACAUAUCUUGAAGACUCACGCAAAAGAGCAUAAGAAUCUAGCAGAAGCUUUAUUGACUUAUGAGACUUUGGAUGCCAAAGAAAUUCAAAUUGUUCUUGAGGGGAAAAAAUUGGAAUUGAGAUGAUAACUCUCUUCAAAUGGUUACGUUGCUGA